Messenger RNA from Dentiscutata erythropus, 263 nucleotides. Lineage: Eukaryota; Fungi; Glomeromycota; Glomeromycetes; Diversisporales; Gigasporaceae. The record is from the annotation of a GenBank genome assembly.
AUGCAACAAAUACUGAAAAUCUUAACAUUGAUCUUUUGUUUGAAGACGAAACAUUUGAGGAACCUUUAGAAUUUGAUGUUGAAGCGGUAAGUGUUGCUAUGGACGAUGAGGAGCUAGCAAUGGAAGAGUUCUUUGAUGUUAGUACUUUCAAGCAAGAUCAAGAAAUCAUCGACGAUGAUUCAAAUUCAAUGACUCAUAUUCAAAAGUCUAGUAGCACUAAGGAUUGGUCAAUUGAUGACAUAUUUUUUCAAUCUGAAGCUUAA